Messenger RNA from Linum tenue, 2858 nucleotides. Lineage: Eukaryota; Viridiplantae; Streptophyta; Magnoliopsida; Malpighiales; Linaceae. The record is from the annotation of a GenBank genome assembly.
UGAAGUUAUUCACCUUACUCUGUACUAAUGUCGGGUUUUGGAUCACGCCGGCGAGACUUUUCAGUUUUCACCUUCACCACAAAAAAGAGAGUACAGAUCAGGAAGAUCUUUGCACGCGGCUAUCCUAUCAAAGCAGUCAAAAAGGAAAGCAAAAGGAAAAAUACCAGAACUCGGGGCCGGAAUUUUAUGAGGACUCCAUCGGUUCGCCGUGCCUCCCAGACUUCAAUCGCCGGCGGUUGCCGCUUCCACAACACCUGCCGCCGAUCUUCACAAAAGGCGGGGGCUUCUUAUAACGGCUUGUUGAGCUAGUUACACGACGAAGGAAGGAACAAGAAGCAGCAGAAGAGAAUCAUGGAUGCCCUUAGAGAAUCACACAUCCAGCAAAAGAAGAUGCGCCGGUUACUGCUCUUCCCUACUCCACUACAAGGCCAUAUCAACCCCAUGAUUCAGCUAGCUCACAUCCUCUAUUCCAAGGGUUUCUCCAUCACCAUACUCCACAACAAUUUCAACUCACCAGAUCCUUCCAAGUACCCAUUUUUCACUUUCCAUCUGAUCCCUGAAGGGUUAUCCGAAAAGGAAUCGUCUUCCAUGGAUGCUACCUCUCUCAUUGCACUCCUCAACGAGAAGUUGGCUGAGACAUUGCAAGACCACUUGUCGAUGUUGCUUUCUGAGAAUACAGAUGAUCCUGUUGCUGCGUUAAUCGCGGAUGCUAGCUGGAAUUUCACUCAGGGGGUUGCAGAUGCUGCUAAGCUCCCUAGGUUUGUGUUGCGCACGAGUAAUGCUUGCUCCUUCCUUGUUUACAAUUCGUUCCCACUACUCCUGGAGAAAGGCUACAUGCCUGUCAAAGAAUCUCGGUUAGAAGAGCUUGUCCCGGAGCUCCCACCGUUGAAAGUGAAGGACUUACCAGAGAUCAAGAUGAAAAAGCCUGAGGAUUUCUUCUAUCUGGUUGCUGGCAUGAUUAGGACGGUCAAUGCUUCCUCGGGUCUCAUCUGGAACUCAUCUGAAGACUUGGAACAAGACGCCCUGAUCAAGUGUCGCCAAGUAUUUAAUGUCCCUAUCUUCAACAUAGGCCCCUUUCACAACUACUUCCCACCUAGCAGCUCACCAGCAGAAUCUCAGGACUCCAUUUCCUGGCUAGACACACAAGCUCCAAACUCGGUAAUCUAUGUGAGCUUCGGCACCAUGGCAGUUCUUACUCAAACCGAGUUCCUGGAGAUUGCAUAUGGCCUGGCGAAUAGCCAGCAGCCGUUUCUGUGGGUGGUUCGACCUGGAUCAGUGCAGGGAUCAGAAUGGUUGGAACUCUUGCCCGAUGAGUUUCUCGAGAAGGUACGUGGAAGGGGAGAAAUUGUGAAAUGGGCGCCACAGCAGGCUGUGCUUGCUCACCCCGCAGUUGGUGGGUUUUGGACGCACUGUGGAUGGAAUUCGACGUUUGAGAGCAUUUGUGAAGGGGUUCCAAUGAUCUGCCACCCCUCGUUUGGUGACCAGAAGGUGAACGCAAGGUAUGUAAGUGAUGUUUGGAGAGUUGGGAUUCACUUGGAGGAUAAGAGGGAUAGAGCUGCGAUAGAGAAAGCAAUCAGAACGCUAAUGGUAGAGGAUGAAGGGGUUGAAAUAAGACGGAAAAGCCUCGCUUGGAAGGAGAAGAUUGAUGGUUCUCUUAAGCAAGGCGGAUCGUCGUACCAAUGUCUGGACAGCCUGAUCAGCAGCAUAUUGUCGUGCUAGGAUAAUGCCAUCUCCACUCAUAGACUAGUUAGUAAUUGUUGUAUGUUUUUGAGUUUCCUCACCCUGUAACUUAGCUCGGGCUUAUGAACUGAAGCUUAAUACUUGGGAUAAAUCAUGGGUAAACCAACCAUAGCAACUUAGAUAGCUGUAUACUUUUAGUGACCAGAACAGAUUACUGCAAGACUGCAAGAGGCAAUGUAGCUGAAUUUUAAACUGCUUUUCUCGUUUACACCGAAACAUAAUGUUGCUUCUACAUUAAUUCCCAAUUUCCCCCAACUCCUGUACUUGAGAACUACUCAUCAGCUUGAUAUCUUCAAUCAAAAGUUCCAAAUUCCUGUACGACGAUCCACCUUCCUCGACACUCUCCUUCGCCAUUCUCGCCAUCUCCACAGCCUUCCUCCGAAACUCUUCCUUCCUCUCCACCAUCCUCGCCACGACCCUUCUGUCACAGACAUCCUUCAUAUCCAAACCCAACUUCAGAACCUCACUCACAAACCUACUGUUCACUUGCUGGUCCGCAAAAAACGGCCAGCAGAUCAUCGGAACGCCAGCCACAAUGCUCUCCAGGGUCGAGUUCCACCCGCUGUGGGUCAAGAACCCACCAACCGCCUCGUGACCCAGAACCGCUUCCUGAGGCACCCAACCCACCAGGACCUUCAAAUUCCCCUUCUCAACUCCUUCAACUAACUCUUCAGGCAUCUGGACGUCAUCAGCCAUCUCUCCUGAACAAACCGAACCGGGCCUGAUGACCCACAAAAACCGGUUCUUGCUACCGGUCAGGCCUUCCCAGAACUCGAUCACUUGGUCUCUUCUCAUCAUCGUGAUGCUCCCGAAAUUGACGUAUAGCACGGAGCCAGGUGGCUGAGCAUCCAGCCACGUCAGACAGCUCGCUUCUUCCUUCCACAGACUGCUGGACGAUGAGGCCGUCCCGAGCCGUGAUUACAGGUGUUCGUGGGCCGGCCCAAUUGUGUAGGUUUUGGGGAGGCGUUGGCGGAUUCGGGCCUGAAUUGGGCCGUCCAAAUCGUCGAACGUGUUGAGGAUGAGAGGAUACGCCGGUGAAGAAGAUUCUCUCGUCGCCUUUACGACCCGAAUCAUGGUCGGGUCGUCGGUACCUGCCCGGCAGUACCCGGGUAGAUCCC